This is a messenger RNA of Cercospora beticola, 2313 nucleotides long. RefSeq names its product DUF3176 domain-containing protein. Lineage: Eukaryota; Fungi; Ascomycota; Dothideomycetes; Mycosphaerellales; Mycosphaerellaceae. The record is from RefSeq and is a predicted model, not a curated record.
AUGUCUACGUCUCACACUGUUCCCAGGAAGCCGAUAGGAUCUCCGAGUAGUGAGGAACCUGCUCCGACUGAGGCCCAGACGAGUCUACUUUCCGAUGAGGGCAGCGAAGACGCCGUCCGUAACGAACAACGCCUGGUUACUGCCGACAAGGAGGCUCUCGUAGCACCCAGAACACUUCAUGGAUUCCCUCAGUCACCCGGCAACACUGACAAGCGUCGACGAUCCUUCCGACCGAUAUCUACCUGGUGGCAAGAGGCCUUGGCCAUAGUACUGUUGCUGGCCUCGUUGGUCGCCUCGUUCGCAACACUAUAUCCCUAUCAAGACAAUCCGAUACCGGAAUGGCGGUACUCGAUCACGAUUGGUGCCCUUUUAUCGUUGUAUUCGGUCAUUCUGAGACUAGCUGCUACCUUUCUGCUGUCACAAGGCAUUGCGCAGUCGAAAUGGCACUGGUUCAACGGUAGUCCAAAGCCUUUACACGAUAUGGUUUUGCAUGACAAUGCAUCUCGCGGACCAAUGGGCGCAUUUGGACUGUUGUACAGGCUCGCUCUUCCGGUAACAUGGCAAUGGCUGGGCUGCAUGCUGGCUAUAGUAGCUUUGCUGGUUGGUCCAUUCACUCAACAGGUCCUGCAGUACGAGACAUGCGCUGUGCUGGAUCUUGAAGCCGAGGCCGUUAUCACUCGGGCUUCAGCAUACGUUGGGCAAAUCGUGGUCUUAGAGCAGGUCGACCCGGGCGUCUGGAUCGAUGAUGGAUUCCUUUCCUUCCAAGAGCAAGCUUCGUUCCUCGCCGGGCUCUACUCGCCACGUGCCGUGCCCAGUUCUUGCAGUACCGGCAACUGUACUUUUGCACCAUACACUACCGUGGGCUUUUGUAGCAUUUGCGAGGAUCUUUCCUCAAAUGUUCAGACUGAAACGAUCGAGGAGUAUGCUCCUUAUGGAGCAACAUCCAACAAAACAAUUACCUCUCUCGGUAUUGUUCACGAAGGUACCGACUUUUACGUCGGCGGUGUCGCCACUCCAUACAUCAAUAUGACUUUGCAGGUGAACUACACAAGCUUGGAUAGAGUCGAUCGAUCAGGAAGACCCGACUCAGCAUUCUUGCGAAAGGACGUAGCCACUAAUUUCGUUAUAGAUGACUCGUAUUAUGUACUGAUCGGUCUUGCUGAAAAACCUUGGGAUCGCAACACUGGCAAGGCUCCAGAAGAAUGCACGGAUACAACAAAUGAUAAUACAUGGCGUUGCCAGGGGUACGGAGCUGCAAAGUGCUCGAUAUCUCCCUGUCUAAGAACAUACAAUUCGACCGUUAUCAACGGACGACUGCAUGAGCAACUAGUUGGCCUAGAGACCGAAGCACUGAAGUCCUCUGACGGUCGUUGGUUUGAUGAACACGCUUAUGUGCAGGCGGCUUUGAACUUGUCGUGUAUCAACGAAGAUGAUCGUGUGCUUUUGCGCAAUCGCAGUUACGACCUGGACAUUGAGGGUGUGUGGCUACCUUACAACUUCACCUCCAGGAGACAGGGUGACACGCGCAACUCUUGGGAUAUCCUCAAGGAUAAAGCUUCCCCAGAACGAGGCUUCAUAGAACGGGGUUGUGUUUAUGUCGUCGAUUACGACUUCACAAGGUACCUCUACGCCUGGUUGCAAGGGCAGCACUCGGGCAGCCUCUCAGGCUUGGAAUCUUCCGGGGACCAAAGAGCUAUGAUUGCUAUGAACGGCUCCCAGCUACUGGAGUCCAUCUGGAACCAUGGCGAUUUUAGUUUGGAACGUACAGGAAUGCUUUUUGACAACAUGACUUUGUCCUUAACUAACUACAUGAGGACUAAUCCUGGAUCACCUUGGAGAACGACGCAUGUUCGUCUGAAUGGAAUCAAGCCCAAUGCCACGGAGGAAAUGAAUGAUGAUUAUGUCGAUGCCGCCGGUCUUUACCUGCCAACGUUCGGACAAGCCUGGGCUACGAAAACUUGCGCUCGCAUACGCUGGCUCUGGCUGAUUCUUCCUGCAAUCGUCACCAUCUUCACCCUCGUCUUCUAUGGAGGAGUACUAAGCAGCGCUCGCGCCCUCCCCGAAGAUGUUCGAACAUGGAAGACUUCGCCCUUGCCCUUCAUGUUCUACGGCCCAGGUGGAACAGACGAAUCUCGACAACAGGAAUGGUUCAAUGCCAGCUCGCAACAUGUGGAUGAUAUGGAUGCUGCGGCACGCAAAAUACAUCUGAAGCUGGAUCGUGAUGAAGCUGGAAUGGCGUUUUUCAGGAAGAGAGGGGCAGUUGUGGAUGCUGAAAAGAGUUCUUUGACUUCGGGAUCGGAUGCUGUGUUGUGA